This is a messenger RNA of Rhagoletis pomonella (apple maggot), 554 nucleotides long. RefSeq lists its product as uncharacterized. The coding region runs from base 79 to 345 and encodes 88 amino acids. The record is from RefSeq and is a predicted model, not a curated record. The transcript is spliced from 3 exons. Lineage: Eukaryota; Metazoa; Arthropoda; Insecta; Diptera; Tephritidae.
CUUGAAAGAAAGUGAUGAAAUUCGGUCCAAACGCGUGGAAAAGCGUAAUUUAACAAUUAUUAUUUUUGAUUUUGUGUAAUGUUGUCUAAAAAGCCAAAACCAGCAUUCUGGAAACUUGUCAAAGGCAGUGCAAAGGUUUUGUUUAUUGCGGAAGCUGUUUGUUUUGCGGCCUCCUACGGAGUUUAUUAUCGCAUGAAUACCAAUCGGGAGUUCCGCCAGUACAUUAACGAAAACUUUCCAUUGGCUUUGGAUUAUUUCUACAAGGUGGGCGAAGUUUUGGGCAACAGCAACCAGCGCCAAAUUGAUGCAGCUGUCUGGCGUGCCGAGAGCGAGAAACGAGAAUAAAUUCCUAAUAUAUCGGUUUGCGCAGGCGGUGGUGGCUACGGACUAUUGCGACUUACCGCGCCGUCAGAAGAGAAACUGGAGCGGAUAAGAGCGACCGGUGGCCCAGCACAUUUAACCGAAGAGGAACGUAAAAAGCUACUGUUUAUGCAACGUAUGCGUGACGCUGCUACCGGACAGGCACCACCAAUUUACUUGCAGAAAAAAGAAAA